Molecule: messenger RNA, 1096 nt
Organism: Musca vetustissima
Lineage: Eukaryota; Metazoa; Arthropoda; Insecta; Diptera; Muscidae
Product: syntaxin-17-like
Exons: 2
Coding region: 1-936 (311 amino acids)
Biological process (GO): intracellular protein transport; exocytosis; vesicle fusion
Cellular component (GO): autophagosome membrane; SNARE complex; plasma membrane
Molecular function (GO): SNAP receptor activity; SNARE binding
Source: RefSeq, a predicted model, not a curated record
AUGACACCAGCCAUUGACAAAAUUCCUUUAAAACAGGCCGAAAUCGCCGUACGACGUUUCAAUGACAUGGCCAUACCCCAUCAUUUGGGUUUGCUGAAGAAUCAUCAUAGCAACAUUGAGAAAAGUCUCGCUUUGGGCGAUUGGAAUAAAAUCAAAAAAGAAGAGAUCAAUGCGAUGCGGGUAAUAAAACAAAUAAAAAAUCUACUACUCGAAAUGGAUGCACUGAGGGAAAAGGUGCGGGAUGAUGAUUUGGAACGUUUCGAUGCCAUGAUGGAGGAGGGGAAACAGAAGGCAUUCGAUGGCAUGAAAGAAUAUUUGGAAUUACAAUUGAAAUCACCAACAAACACAUUACGCUCCCAAGGACCCUACGAAGAAGAUGACGUCGAACAGCAUUUAAAUGAAACCGUUGAAAUAGGACAAACCCAAGCAUACCAUCAAACACUACCAGAAAUACGCACUAACUUUUCACAACAGGAACAUAUUCUAGCACAACGACAAUCCUGUUUAGAUGAAUUACAAAAUUUACAAGAAGAAAUACGCGACCUAAAUGGUUUGUUUCACAAUAUGGGUGAAUUAGUUCAUCAACAAGCCGAAAGUGUACAAGCAAUUGCCGAUAAUGCCGAAGAAGCUUUAGAAAAUGUCCAGGCAGGUGAAAGUGCUUUACGUAAAGCACUAUCCUAUAAGAAGGCAAUGUAUCCUGUUAUGGGUGCACUAUUGGGUACUUGUGUCGGUGGACCAAUUGGUUUGGUAGCUGGUCUAAAGGCUGGCGGUUUAGCAGCUGUCGGCUGUGGCAUAUUAGGCUUUACCGGGGGUAGUGUUCUAAAAAGUAACCCCGCCAUAUUACAGGGUAACAUUGAAGAGGAACAACAACAACAAACUUCAGAAAAUUCCGAACAAACCCAGGAGGAAAUCGAAAUGACAAAAAAGGAAGACUGACAAAUGGAGAAUUAUAAUCAACCGAUGACAGUGUGGUCGGCGGCAACGCGCCAACUAAUGAAUUUCCAGGGUACAACUGCAAAUCGUUUGGAUCCAGUGGCCCAGGCCACUACCGGUGUAUUGUGCAGUGUUAAAUCUUAUUGUACCAUACAGUAGAUUG